UCCAGCUGAGCUUAACGCGCGGAUCACUGAUCCCGCCAGUCGCGAGAUGGCUUUUUGAUGCGGUUAUUUAUUUAUUUAUUUCUCAAAAGCCUUUAAAAGGAACUGCCACCGUUUCGGGGAGGCGGGCGUCAUGACGGGCCGUAAAUUCUCUAAAGAGAAGAAGCGACAUCGCUCCCGUUUAAGCGGCCCAGAGGAAGGAGGCGCCGGCGGCGGCGGCGGCAGCAGCGAAAGGAAACGGCGGAGCACCGAGGCAACCCGCGGCCUUCCGGAGGAAACGAAGUGUAUUGCUCAGGUUCCAGAAAAGAAAGAUGUGGUAGAAGAGCCCAGUGACAUAGAAGAAGGUGGACUAGAUCUGACUGUGCAAUUGAAGCCUGUCAGUUUCUAUAUUACGGACAAGAAGGAAAUGCUUCAGCAAUGCUUUUAUAUCAUAGGGGAGAAGAAAUUGCAGAAGAUGUUGCCUGAUGUUUUAAAGAACUGUUCUAUAGAAGAAAUUAAAAGGCUUUGUCUUGAACAAUUGGACCUUAUGUCUGAAAAGAAGUUACUGAAAAUUCUUGAAGGUGAGAGUGGGGCAGAUUCUGACAGUGAUGAGGAGAUCAAUGGUACUGAAGAAAAGACAAUAGUCGAAUCAGCCAGUCAGCAGGACAAUAGCAUAGAUUCUACUUCUUCUUUGAAGGAAGAAAACAAAUUGGAAGGGCUGGAUUCAAAACAAGGCAAAGGAGAAGAUAGUGAUAUUCUCAGCAUCAAUGCCGAUGCAUACGACAGCGACAUCGAAGGACCAUGCAACGAGGAAGAUAAUCCAGAUGUGCCAGAACGGACGGUUGGAAGUGGAGACAGUCAGAUAGAUGACCUUCAGAAAGACAUUGAGAAAAGCGUCAAUGAAAUCCUGGGGCUUGCUGAAUCCUCCCCAAAGGAUUCCAAGGCGGCAGCUUUAGCAGUUCCUCCAACAGAUGAUGCUCAGCCAUCAGCACAGCAGCUGGAACUCCUGGAGCUUGAGAUGCGAGCAAGGGCUAUUAAGGCCCUUAUGAAAGCUGGAGAUGUAAAAAAAUAGCCGCAGGGCUGUUUCAUUUGUUAGAUAGUUGGAUUUGCUCUGAUGAGUGUAGGGUCAGCUUCUUUCCACUCUACGGUCUAUUUGGACUCGUUUUGAUAUUCCUCAUUCAAGCCCUUUGGGUAUUCUAGCUCAUAGCUGAAAUAGUUGGCAGCAGUUUAUCAGGGCCGUCAGUCUGCUUCUGUGACUUAUAUAAAUGGAUUGGUUUGAUGCUGUGGUUUUUUUUUUCCACAGCUGUUCUUUUCCCCCCAGUUUGGAUUAGAUUAUUUCCCAACGUGAAUUGGAAACAGUCAUUGGCAAUAUGGAUGCAGCUAAGCCCUGUUGCUCUACGGACCAGAAUAAUCCCAGGAUUGGCUCUAGCUUUUGAGGAGUUGAACCUUUGGUUGUUUUUAGGUAGCAGCUAUAACUAAAGGGAAGUAAAAUGUAGAAGCACCACACAUUUAAGAGAGUAUAGACAAGAAGAAUAUCUUGCAUCAUCAUAAUCAUUUAUGAUGCUUUGUGAUUGCUUUGGUGCCAGCAACAAAUGAUUAUAACUCUAUAUGGUUUGAAAUUAAAUUUAAUCCAUGUCCCUCUUAAUGGUGACCUUGGACAUCUCUGUGUUAUCUUAUAUUCUGUACAGGUUAUACUUGUUCAAUGACUGUUCAGAAUUACAGUGGAACUGAAUGAGGGGACCUAUGACCAGUCCUUGAAGUUGCAGUCAUUGCGGCAUCCCCAUGGUUAUGUGAUCACGAUGCGGGUGCUCAAGCACCUGGGCGAGCUGCAGUCACAUGGUCGCCAUUUGCAACCUUUCCUGCCAGCUUGCCACAAGCAAAGUCAAUGGAGAAGCUGGCAGGGAAAGUCACAAACAAUUUUGCAAGUUGCUCUUGCUGCUUUUUCUCCUGAGGAACCCCAUUAGGGAGUAUGAGAUACCAGGGGUUUUGUACUCCAUAGCCUUUCCCAACCACCCUUUCCAGUGCCUACUCCUGGUUCUUGCCAGGCGGCCCACCACUCCCCAUUGGCCACCUGCAGUACCCUCCAUGCUCCUUAUCUGCAUAGUCAUUAAAAGUUACAUGGGGUUACAAAGGCAACUGGAAUUACUGGGAUUGUCAUCCUAAGUGAUGUCUCAUGUUGUCACACGUUUAGUGAUGGCAAUACCAGUCCCAAUUGCUGUCAUAACCCUAUAAAGCAACUUUUGGUGGCUAAGAGUAGAUAAGUAUGUAAAUUGCAGAAUGUAAAUUGAUAGUUAAAUAUAAAUCUUUGAGCGUGGCUUAGAUUGCAUAAUCAAUAUGAUGAAGGUAAAAUGUAAAACUCAAAGGAUGCUACGGAGGCACCUGACUGUUAGAACAAGUGGUACAGAAGUACUUAAUUUCUUAACCUGUAAGGUUCUUUUCUGUUCGUUAUCAGUAAUGUUUUAAAACUUCUCUUUGGCAAAGCAAAAUUACAUUUUCACUUAGUUUAGAGGGAAUUGUGUUUCUUAAAUAUUUGGCUAUUGUGAACUAUAGAGAAGAGUAAUGCAGAUGUGAAAUGUUAAAAGAAAAGUACUUUUGCUUGCACCUGCAAAAUGCUUUGUAGUUCUUUGUUCGGGGCACAUAGCACACCAAUUUGAAAACACAGGUGGAAAAUCAACAUGUACAAAUGACUGACAAUAAAUUGACUUAUUAAGUGUAAAUUCAGGAGCUUUUUUUCAAUAAAUUUUUUUGGGUCUAGUGGGGAAUCCAAAUUGGAGCAAGGCAGCGCAUGCCAAAAGGGGAAGUAUACUGAACUCAGUGUGGUUACUUGCUCUAUGAUACUGCAAAACAGAGAAGGAAUAAAGACAGUCUGGUCAGGAAGCACUCAUUUUAUAUUACCCUGUAUUCUCCCACCUUCUUAAGCCUGGUUAUUUUCUUACAAGGGGAAAAAAAUGAAGAUAAUGGAAUCAGGUAAACAUCAUACUAGAAUAAAGAGACAAAGAUGGGUCGGAAAAAAGGGAAUAACUUUAUUUCCUAGAGUGUGUAGGGCAGCUGACUGAGGGAGAAAUCUAAGGGAGGAAUGAAUAGGAAUUGGCCCUCUGGUGUUUCAGCAAAUCCUGCCUUUAGUUUCCAGAAAUGAUCAGGGAGCCAAACACAUCAGGGUUAUUUAGAAGCCACAUUUAUGGACUCUAGUUAGGUAAUGUUGGUUUCAACAUUUGCAGUUUAAAAAGCAAAAACCUCUAACUGGGAUAUUUCAGCGAGUCCUUGUGAACAACGGAAGGAAUCAUAGGCAAAUGUGAUUGGAAUGGUUUCAUAGAGAUUAUAAUUAUGUUUUUUUAUUAGUUUGGAAAUAUAAAAUUGGUUUAUAUUUGUUUUCAUGUAAGACUUGUUUGGAAAACUGCAUUCAUUAAAUUUGUGAAACCAACACAAUUCAAACAGUUCACUUCUCAGAAAUAUGUAGUAUUAUAGGCCUAUUUAAUUUUGUAUUUGCUCAAUAUUAACAUUAGUUUGGUACUUAAUCACCUGAUUCAUGAAAGUUUUUUUAAUGAACCGUCUAAAUAAUAUUUAAGCCUUAAAGCUCGUUAUUGUUAAGUACUUUUAUUGCAGCAUCUUCUUUUAUGCAACUAUAUAUUAAACAGUUCAUGACUUUGUUUUUUUCAAAAAGUCAGGUUUAGACUCACUGUUGUCUAAAAGAAUACAAUGAGUGGGUAAUCUUUCCCUUCUAGCUCACAGUGCUUCAUACUUUUACAUUUACUUUUACAUUUUGUUUCUAUAUCACUGGAGAAAGCAAUUUUGCUUGGAAGAGUUAGCUGUAAAAGGAAACUAGACUGUCAAAGAACAUGGUGGCUCGACUCUAUCAAAGCUGACACCAGCCAGAGCAUAGAAAAUUGAAAGAAUUCAAGAUCGGAAGAUGUGGAGAGACCUGGCCCAUAGAAUCGCCAAGAGUCGGACACAACUGAACGGAUAACUUCAUGAUCAUCAUUUGUUCCUAUGAGGAAACAAAUGGCUUUCGCCAUCCUAUAACCACCAUCACUAUGUGCAGCAUCUUAAGGAGUAUUAGAACAAGAUUGUCUUCUGUUUUGGCUUCUGGUGGCGUUUACAUCAGUGACAGAUUGGAGAUCGUGAUCGUGCACGGCUUCAAUCCGUGUUUACCCUGUUGGAGGGUCCCAAAUGGGACUGGAUGCACCUCAGAGGGUUGGAGAAAGAGGGGGAGAUUGCCAGCUAGGUCGCAGGGAGCUGCAUCUCCCCUCCCUGGCUAGGUAUACUCCCCUUGAAGAUAGGAGUAAGUGGCUGUCUUUAAUGGCUGCCCUGAAGACGGGAAGCUAUUCGGGAAAUAAGAUUGUGCUGGAACAGAGAAGAUGCAGACAGCAGGGAGACCAGGCAAACUAGUUGACAUAUGGACACUAACCUGGAAUUAAGCUAAAAAGAAAAUUUUAAGAAAGAAAGACAGUAAAAGUGGUGACCAGAGAAAGUGUUGGGGGGGAAUUGACAACUGAAAAUGGCUUUGAACUUUGAAAGGAGCUAGAUUCAAGGAGGAAGCCAGAAGAAAAUACUUGUUUAAAUUGGACAAUAUAUGAUUUUGGCACUAAAUAGGCAAAAUUAAAAGCUGAACUUGAAUGUGUCAAAAAAAAAGAACGUUAAUCGAUAAUUGGAUUUAUUGGAUUUUUGGAAUUUAAAAGCCUUAAACAGAAA
This is a messenger RNA of Pseudonaja textilis, 4665 nucleotides long. RefSeq names its product caspase activity and apoptosis inhibitor 1 (gene CAAP1). The record is from RefSeq and is a predicted model, not a curated record. NCBI's taxonomy places the organism in Eukaryota, Metazoa, Chordata, Lepidosauria, Squamata, Elapidae. Gene Ontology annotation, biological process: regulation of apoptotic process.